ACGCGACUGGGAAGCUGGAGAAGUGGGUUCGCUCAUCGGCAGAGGACUUAUCGACGAGAUGGAGAACGAAUCUCGUAACAUCCGCUUCUUCACCAAACUCUACACCUUCGCCCAGAUGCUCGGCAUCUUGUGCGUGGUGUUGGUGGGCGUGUGGAUCGGAAUCUACCGCGGCGGGUUCGGGUGGCAAGCGGAGCCGGCGCUGCAGUUCAACUGGCAUCCGUUCCUCAUGGUCUUAGGAAUGGUAUUUCUCUACGCAAAUGGGGCCCUAGUCUACAGAGGAUUCCGAUCCGAGAAGAAGAAGAAGCUGAAGAUCAUCCACACUCUGGUUCAGCUCGGGACCUUCAUCUUCUCCGUCGUCGGCAUCGUGGCGGUGUUCGACUUCCACAAUGCAAUGGGCAUUCCCAAUAUGUAUAGUCUGCACUCGUGGAUCGGCCUGUGUGUGGUUAUACUAUUCGCCUGUCAGUGGUUGUCGGGCCUUCUGACGUUCCUUUUCCCAGGCUUGCGACCUUCUGUUAGGGCUGCUUAUUUGCCUGUACAUCAGUUUUUUGGACUUGCAAUAUUUAUUGGCUCAGUAGCUUCCUGUCUUUUAGGCUUGACAGAAAAGGCAUUCUUUUCAAUGCCAGUCUCAAACCCAAAAGGAUACAACCACUUCCCACCUGAGGGGAUCUUAAUCAACGUCAUUGGCAUUUUGCUGAUUUUCUUCGCUGGGUUGGUGGUGUAUCUGAUGUCCAACUCGCAGUUUCGCCGGCAGACUUCUGAAGAUGAGACUUUGCCUGUAACUGAGUACUGACACCUGCAUUGGAGCCAGAGAACUGCAUGCCAUCCAUUGUUCUGUCUGCUGUAUUGUCAUGUUCAUAGUUUCCUAAAAUGUUAUCAUUAUUAUCAUUGAUAUUCUUAGUUAUUAUUAUUAUUAAUGUUAUCGAUAUUGAUGAUAUCGUUAUCAAUAUUAAGAAUAUUGUUAUUAUUCUUAUAUCAUUAUUAUUAUUCCUGUGCCUGUGGCUGUUAUUAUUAUUACUACUAUUUCUAUUACUGCUGGUAAGGUACUACUACUAUAACUGUUAUUACUGUUAUUAUCACUAUUAUUAGUAUUGUUUUGGUCUAAUGUUUUCUAUGCAGUGUGGUUCCCACUUGUGUUAUUUGAAAAAGGUUUCAAUUUUCUUAUGCAAAUAUAUUUAGUACUGUGUAAACCAAUGAUUAUUAAUAUAAUACACAAGACCAGUCUUGUGGGAAACCGUAUUAGAAUCCUUACUUUUUUAUGAAUCAAUUAAGUAAAAGAUGUAAAGAUUUUGCUGCUACUAUGAAUGAAAAGGCAUAAAAAAUUCCCUCAUCCUCAAAGAAUGAUCAUAUAUAUGUACGGAGGGGAUAGUAACUAAAAAUGAAAGCAAACAUUCUUCAAAGGAUUUACUCAAAAUAGUAGGUAUUCAGCCUUUCCUUUCUAUUUAAUUUCAAUCACAUUGAAUGAAGUUCUGCAUAUAGUUUUAAAGAGCUCGGAUAUAACACACAAUGUUAUGUACAGUAGCAAAUAUUUAUGUAUCCUGAAUGUUACUAACUAAAUAUCUUUUUUAGACAGGCUACUAUAAAGGCCAAUGUAUUAUUCCUGUAGUGAGUGAAAUACAGUAACUAGAUUGUAAUUUUAAAGUAAUUAUAAUUUUAAUAGAACCGUCUUUCAGGCUGUAUUUUAGGGAACAAAGUGAGUGUGUGAUAACCAGAAUAUUACAUAACAGAGUAUUGUGAAGUAUGAAUAGAAAAGGAGGUUUAUUGUGCCUAAAGAUAUAUUUUAAAUGGUUGUAGUUUGUCAUUAAACACUAAAGGUCACAUGCAAAAGAUAACAUUAUGUAGACUAAUGUAGUUUCUGUUUAUUAUUUAUGUCCUAUUGUGAUUCAAUACUAAAUGUGUACUUUUUCCAUAGUGAGCUGUAUUUUUUUUUCUUUCCUUUUAAAGGUAUAUAUUUCUAAAAUACAUAUAAAUUCACCUUCAUUCUCAUAGAUGUUGAAAAUUACAUGUGCAUGCCAUAAAGUAUAUGUUGAUUCCA
Molecule: messenger RNA, 2032 nt
Organism: Penaeus vannamei (Pacific white shrimp)
Lineage: Eukaryota; Metazoa; Arthropoda; Malacostraca; Decapoda; Penaeidae
Source: RefSeq, a predicted model, not a curated record